AUGAAGUCACAGACACUCCUCGCUGCUGUUGCGAACAUCGCGUCGAUUAGUGCGCACACAAUCUUCGUGCAGCUCGAGAGCGGCGGCACCACCAAUCCCGUCGGCUAUGGCAUUGCUGUUCCUUCCUACGACGGCCCAAUUACGGACGUCACCACGGACGCACUUGCGUGCAACGGCGGCCCGAACCCAACGACGCCGUCCGACAAGAUCAUAGAUGUCACAGCUGGGUCAACUGUAACAGCAACCUGGAGGCAUACCCUUACUUCUGGUGCCGAUGAUGUUAUGGACGCAUCUCAUUUGGGUCCCACACUGGCGUACCUCAAGAAGGUAGAUAAUGCGACCAGUGGUAGUGGAGUUGGGAAUGGCUGGUUUAAAAUUUAUGAAGAUGGCUAUACCAGUGGAGUGUGGGGUACCAGCAAGGUCAUCAACAAUGCCGGCAAGCAGGCGAUACCCAUCCCAAGCUGUAUUGCCGACGGUCAAUACCUUCUGCGUGCUGAAAUGAUUGCGCUACACGCCGCGAGCUCGGCCCAAGGAGCACAACUUUACAUGGAAUGUGCUCAGAUCAACGUCAGCGGCGGCAAAGCCACGGUCUCACCGACGACUUACAGCAUUCCAGGCAUUUACACGGCGACUGACCCUGGCUUGCUCAUCAACAUCUACUCCAUGACAAGCUCUAGCACCUAUGACAUCCCAGGCCCGGACGCUUUCACCUGCUCAGCUUCCGGAGGCAGCAGCACGACCACGGCCGCAGCCUCGACAACCAAGGCGUCCUCCUCCACAUUGAGCACAUCGACCAAGACGAGCACUGCUGCGUCCAGCACGACCACCGGCGCAUCGGCUUGCACAGCAGCAAAGUACGCUCAAUGCGGUGGCACUGGGUUUACUGGUUGCGCAACAUGUUGCGCAUAA
Messenger RNA from Truncatella angustata, 909 nucleotides. Its product is annotated as glycosyl hydrolase family 61-domain-containing protein. Bases 1 to 909 code for a protein of 302 amino acids. The transcript is spliced from 7 exons. The record is from RefSeq and is a predicted model, not a curated record. NCBI's taxonomy places the organism in Eukaryota, Fungi, Ascomycota, Sordariomycetes, Amphisphaeriales, Sporocadaceae.